AUGCGGCCCGUCAUCCUGGGCCUCACCAACACGAAGAUUGGCAAUCUCCAAGCCCUGGCUCAGUUUUUGAGCAAUGCUUCCAAGAGUGUCAGUGGCACUCUGGCAGACAUCCUUUCCCCGUCCAGGAUGAUCAUCUUUGGCACGCUGCUGACAACCCUGAACAAGCCUAUGUUUGCCGGGUCUGGCUACAUCUAUGCAACAUUUGGCACGGUCGUCACUCUAUACUGGGUCACAGCAGGCAAGGUGUUUGACCGCAUGAGCAAGGGUGUCAGAGAGGCCCCCGGCAAGGCCCUCAUUGGAGAGCUGGCCGCCGCAUCAGGGGACAGACCAGAGGGCGCCUUUGGGCUGCGGCAGGCCAUGGCGACUGCUGGUGCUCUUUUGGGAGCCUCUGUGGCGGGGCUGGCGUACAAGCUGUCCGGGCAGAGCUACACUGUCACAUUCGCUCUGGCAACCAUCCCAGCCACGCUCGCCCUGCUGCUCACCAUCUCUGCGUUUGGUGACUCUGCCAAGGCUGCAGGCGCUGCCAAGAAGGCCGCCAAAGAGGCCAAGGAGGCGGCGUCCGGGGGAGUGGCGGAGGUGCAGCUGUCGCUGGUGCAGAAGGGGCGCGCGCUUGUGGGCGCCCUGCAGCCGGCCUACUGGCAGGCACUCAUCGUAGUCUCCCUCCUCUACUUCGCCCGCUUCGACGCAUCCUUCAUCACCCUCCGCGCCCGCACCGUGAUGUCCAAGGCGCAGCUGCCGCUGCUGACGUCGAUUAUCAUGGUGGUGCAAGCCUUCCUGUCCGCGCCGGCCGGCAUCCGCGCCAAGCGCUCCCUCAAGGACCGCAACCAGGUGCUGCUGCUGGGCUACGUCGCCAUGAUCGCCGCCGACCUCUCCUUCGCCCUCGUCCCCUCCAUGAUCGGCAUGCUGGGGGGCUCGUUCUUUGUGGGGGUGCACAUGGCGUUGACGCACGGCGUGACGCUGGGCAUGGUGGCCUCCUACAUCCCAGCCACCGAGGUGGAGGGCAUCGGCCGCAUCACCGGCACCUGCUGGUCCUUCACCGACUUCGUCUUCGGCAUCAUUCUAGCGUAUAGCAACUCGGUGGCAGGGCGGCUGUCGGAUAUCACAGUCGCUGCAAGGGCGGGCAACAUCGGGUGCUUCUUCGGGGGCACCCUCGCCACCCUGCUCUCAGGGACUGCGCUCAUUCUGUUCACCCAGUUUGGCAGCCUGGGCAAGGAGGAUGCUCUUACCACCAGAAAGCCUGCAAAGGCAUGA
This is a messenger RNA of Coccomyxa subellipsoidea C-169, 1251 nucleotides long. RefSeq names its product MFS general substrate transporter. Gene Ontology annotation, molecular function: transmembrane transporter activity. Gene Ontology annotation, biological process: transmembrane transport. The transcript has 10 exons. The coding region runs from base 1 to 1251 and encodes 416 amino acids. The record is from RefSeq and is a predicted model, not a curated record. NCBI's taxonomy places the organism in Eukaryota, Viridiplantae, Chlorophyta, Trebouxiophyceae, Coccomyxaceae.